AUGCUCCCUGAUGCCACCAUCGACGCAGCAGCUGACAAGCUAGCCGAGUUCCGCAGAAACAACGCCCUCACGGAACUCCUCGACCAGUACCAAGUCCUUAUCGAGGACUAUAAGCGUCUCAAGAGCGACUAUGAAGAAGAACGAGAGGGUAGAGAGCGAUACAAACAGCUCGCUCGCGGUCAGGAGCGCAAUCCGUUCGCGCUUGUCGUCGUUGAUGGCGAUGGAUAUAUCUUUGACGAGCGCUUCAUCCAGGCUGGCGAACAAGGCGGUAGCAGAGCUGCCAAACAACUAAAUGAUACUAUCAAAGAUAGUCUGCGUCGCAAGGGUCUCGAAAGCUGCGAGGUCAUGAUUCGCGUGUACGCAAACCUCACCGGACUAUCCAAAGCGCUGUUUAAGAACGGUCUCGUGGGCGCGGAAAAGCGAUCUUUGUCAUCCUUCACAGCUGGAUUCAACAGAUCAUACGGUCUGGCUGAUUUUAUCGACGCCGGCGAAUUAAAGGAAAACGCCGACUUCAAACUCAAAGCUAUUCUUCGGCUUUAUGCGGAUAACGCACAGUGCAAACACAUUUACUUUGCCGCCUGCCAUGAUGUGGGUUACGUCUCGGAUCUUACUCCCUUUAGGGGUAAUAGUGAGCGAUUCACGCUUGUUCGAACGCCGAGUUUGCUGUUCCAUAAGGAAUUUAACAAACUCGGUAUGAACGUUGAGGAAUUACCGGGCGUGUUCCGCCACACGCCUCUCCAACAACCUUAUACAGCCGCACCCGCGAAGGCGCCGCUGGGUCCGGCUGUUAGCAACGGCAAAGCGUACACACCUACGAAAGAAAAUAACGAUGGGCGAGCAGUUUGCAGUUUCUACAUGCAAGGUAAUUGCCGAUAUGGUAAUGGCUGCAAAUUCGCCCACGACAGCAAAUCGUCCAGUCAGACUAGUACGCCAUCUCCUAGCAACGGGAUAAAAUCCGACCGUUUUAGUGGUGAUUGGCGACGAGGCGCCAGUUUAUCCAACGGCGGAAAAUCCAACAUUGACUCUCUUCCCAAGAAGGAAGAUAUUCCUGAAGGCACUGUGCCCCUCAACGCCCUCGAAGACCGACUCGACGCUUUGCUACCUCCUCUUGACCCCGAGGCUGUUAAGCGUCUCAAACUACUUUCUCAAGAGCGAAAGUUCUGCAAUAGUGCGCAGCUGUAUAAUUCCUGCGAGAACGAAAACUGCGAGUAUGAACAUACGCCCAUUGAUGAAGAUCUCAAGCCUGCUUUGGAGCACCUUGCUCGAUCGAACAUUUGCUCGCGUCGGGGCGCUUGUAGAAGGGCGAAUUGUGUGAACGGUCAUGUCUGCCAGAAGGCGGACUGUCGACACCGAACGAAUGGUACGGGCAAGGGAUACUGCCGAUUCCCUGCCAGGGUCUGCACCGCUGACUAUACGGUGGAUUCCUUUGUCUCAGCUGUCGAUGCUCCUUCGUCGCCAUCUAUGGUGUCGCCUUCUCUGGCAUCAGAGGAGACACCUACCGCCGAAAACGGGGGAACGAAUCUUUGGGGCGGUUAUUAG
Molecule: messenger RNA, 1539 nt
Organism: Fusarium coffeatum
Lineage: Eukaryota; Fungi; Ascomycota; Sordariomycetes; Hypocreales; Nectriaceae
Exons: 1
Coding region: 1-1539 (512 amino acids)
Molecular function (GO): metal ion binding
Source: RefSeq, a predicted model, not a curated record